Molecule: messenger RNA, 1395 nt
Organism: Gadus chalcogrammus (walleye pollock)
Lineage: Eukaryota; Metazoa; Chordata; Actinopteri; Gadiformes; Gadidae
Product: protein phosphatase 3 catalytic subunit alpha-like
Exons: 13
Coding region: 1-1395 (464 amino acids)
Biological process (GO): calcineurin-NFAT signaling cascade
Cellular component (GO): cytoplasm; calcineurin complex; cytosol
Molecular function (GO): calmodulin binding; calmodulin-dependent protein phosphatase activity
Source: RefSeq, a predicted model, not a curated record
AUGGAUCCUUCCUCUCUGGGAAAACAGCUGCUGGGUCUGAGCCAGCUGUGGAACCGUAUUAACAAUAACCAUGAUAUUUGCGUUCCAGUAUGCGGGGACAUCCAUGGGCAGUUCUUCGACCUCAUGAAGCUGUUUGAGGUGGGGGGCUCACCAGCCACCACGCGCUACCUCUUCCUGGGAGACUACGUGGACCGCGGCUACUUCAGCAUCGAGUGUGUGUUAUACCUUUGGUCGCUGAAAAUCCUUUAUCCAAAGACGUUAUUUCUACUGAGAGGCAACCAUGAAUGUAGACAUUUGACAGAAUACUUCACCUUCAAACAAGAAUGUAAGAUUAAGUACUCGGAGCAGGUGUACGACGCCUGCAUGGAUGCGUUCGACUGCCUGCCCCUGGCCGCGCUCAUGAACCAGCAGUUCCUGUGCGUGCACGGAGGCCUCUCACCUGAGAUACACACCCUAGACGACAUCAAGAAGCUGGACAGGUUUAAGGAGCCCCCUGCCUUCGGCCCCAUGUGCGACCUGCUGUGGUCGGACCCGUUGGAGGACUACGGCAACGAGAAGACCCAAGACUUCUUCACACACAACUCAGUCCGCGGCUGCUCCUACUUCUACAGCUACCCGGCUGUCUGUGAGUUUCUGCAGAGCAACAACUUGUUAUCAGUGAUCCGCGCGCAUGAGGCCCAGGAUGCUGGUUACCGGAUGUACCGCAAGAGCCAGACGACUGGCUUCCCUUCACCAUCACUCUUCUCCGCCUCCCAACUACCUGCCGAUGUUUACAACAACCUAACCGCUGUUCUCAAGUACGAGAACAACGUAAUGAACAUCAGACAGUUCAACUGCUCCCCGCAUCCCUAUUGGCUGCCCAACUUCAUGGACGUCUUUACUUGGUCCCUCCCCUUUGUUGGAGAGAAAGUCACAGAGAUGCUGGUCAACGUGUUGAGUAUCUGCUCCGACGACGAGCUCAUGAACGACGAGGAGGAGAUCUUCGACGCAAACGCCGCCGCAGCCCGCAAGGAGGUGAUCAAGAAUAAGAUCCGAGCCAUCGGGAAGAUGGCCAAGAUGUUCUCUGUGCUCAGGGAGGAGAGUGAGAACGUGCUGACCCUGAAGGGCCUGACGCCCACUGGCAUGCUGCCCAGCGGUGUCCUCGCUGGGGGGGCAGAGACCCUGCAGAGCGCCACUAUCGAGGCCAUAGAAGCGAUUGAGCCAGAGCCAGAAGACUCAGAAGGGCGUGGCUUCUCGCUGAAGAUCAACUGCUUCGCGGAUGCCAAGGGUCUGGACCGUAUCAACGAGCGCAUGCCCCCCCGCCGGGAAGGCGGCGGCCGCGUCGUCGUCGUCGCGGGCAGCAAGACCAUCGCGCCGGAGGCCAACGGCACCGACGACGGCAGCGGGCUGGAGUGA